AUGGAUCACCCGGCGAGCGGUUGCGCAGCGGUGUUUUGUAAUCUGUCAGACUGUAUAACUUAUAAGCGUUUUUUUGCCAUGUCUUCUGGAAAGGAAGGUUGGCUUUCGGCUGUAACUAAACUCUUUUCUGGUGGAGAACAAUCCAAUGAUCCUCUAUCAGAUCAACCUAAUCUAAGUGGUCGAAUUUCACCAACAAGCAGCAAUCGACUUAGCCCGACUCGGAAGUUCGUCCCAGUGAACGGAGGCUCUACCUUGACGUCAACAUUUGAGUCGGGACUGCAGUCAUCACGAAGUUUACGAUACUUGAGUCCAUCUGUGUUAGAACGUGGUGUUUCCAAACCUGGUGUAUCCAGACCACUCCCUGCUGAAGACAUUUUCGUUGAUACAUCAACAGCACCGCGCAAGCGACCACUUGUACAUGACCAACGCCCUGCAACUGCUAUGGACCUCUAUUUGAAUCGCGACAAUCCUAAACGGUCCAGAAAAGAACAGUUUACAAAUAGCAUGCUUGACGAAGAAAGUCCACGAAUGUUCUCAGAUCGCCUUAACUCCACGUGGGUAGGGAGAUCCUUAGGAGACUCUUCAUCAUGUGUUGAAUUCUGCCAUUCACCUAGCUCUUCGAAUAGAUCGCUGAUAGGGUGA
Messenger RNA from Cooperia oncophora, 642 nucleotides. NCBI's taxonomy places the organism in Eukaryota, Metazoa, Nematoda, Chromadorea, Rhabditida, Trichostrongylidae. The record is from the annotation of a GenBank genome assembly.